GAAAAGGAGGGGGGUGGGGAAUAGAGUGUGAGGCCGGGCACGAUACGCCGGAGGGGGGCGGCCAGGCUUCUCUCCCCUCCGUAGUGGUGGGUAGGUCUCCGCCGAAUACCGGGCCAUACAGCCCGGCCUCUCUCCCAUGCCUCGGGACGCCGCUGCGGAGGGGCGGCGGCGAAGACGAAGGAGGAGGCGGAGGAGGAGUAGUAGCGCCGAGCUGUGAGGAGCCUUGCUGCAUGCCGCCGGGGAGCGGAGGGGGACGAUGCGCGAGUACAAGGUGGUGGUCUUGGGGAGCGGCGGGGUCGGCAAGUCGGCUCUGACCGUCCAGUUCGUGACGGGCACCUUCAUCGAGAAGUACGACCCGACCAUCGAAGACUUCUACCGCAAGGAGAUCGAGGUGGACUCGUCCCCCUCCGUGCUGGAGAUCCUGGACACGGCCGGCACCGAGCAGUUCGCUUCUAUGCGGGAUCUGUACAUCAAGAACGGCCAGGGCUUCAUCCUGGUCUACAGCAUGGUCAACCAGCAGAGCUUCCAGGACAUCAAACCCAUGAGGGACCAGAUCAUCCGCGUCAAAAGAUAUGAAAAGGUGCCAGUAAUCUUGGUUGGCAACAAAGUUGACCUAGAAAGUGAGCGUGAAGUGUCAUCUAACGAGGGACGCGCCUUGGCAGAAGACUGGGGAUGCCCUUUUAUGGAAACAUCAGCAAAGAGUAAAACAAUGGUGGAUGAGCUUUUUGCAGAGAUUGUUCGGCAAAUGAACUAUGCAGCCCAGCCUGAUAAAGAUGACCCUUGCUGUUCUGCGUGCAAUAUACAAUAGCGCUUUUAUGUAACUUUAGGUAGACAUGACUAUAUUUUAGCACCAAUGGUUUAAAAAAGUUUUUUUUUUUUUUUCCUGUGAUUUUCCCAAAGAGAAACAUUGAGUGAAACCCUUGCAAAAGUUGUGAAAUGGAAGUAUGAUUUGUCAAAAAUAAUAUUUUAAGAUUCACCAUUUUGCUACAUUAAUAUGUAACUUGUGGCAUUGUGUUUGUGGCUGUCACAGCCAUCAUCUUUUUGCCACAUUACAGUGGAAAGAGUUGUCUUUUAUUCAAUAAAAGGCUUUCGAAACUUCAACCCCACUAACUAGACUGAGAUUUCACCAGUGUUUUUAAAGUAUUCUUUUCUUCCUGAACUGGACAGCGUUGGGCAGACAGCUGGACAACGUAAUAACGCCUGUACAUCUGCAAAAAAAAAAAAAAAAAACAACCAUUAAAAAAAAAAAAAACCCUGCCUACCAAGACAUCAACAAGGAGAUGCAGCUGGAUAUGUAUGAAGAAAUGGAAAUGCACGCAGUCUUGUUUUGGAAAAUGAAGCCAUGUUUCAUCUAGAUGAGGGAGCAAGCUGUCAAUUUCUGCAUGCUUCCUAACAAUCAUUGGACCUCAAUAAACUCUUAGAAAAUGUUAUUGGCUUAUUAUACUUUAGCAUAACAAUUUGAUUCAAAAGUUCAGUUCCGACUAUUUUUAUUUUUGACUAAUGCUGAUUAGGCUAUUGUGAAGUGAAUGUUGCUGUGACAAGGUGCUGAUGUCCUGGCAUUUAAUAUGAAUUGAACCAAGUAUACUUAUUUGCAUGGGCAGCUGCGCACAAAUGCGUCCACAAAACAACAUUUUAAAGGAUUUCUAAUUUGAGAUCAGAAAACCCCAAAAAAGUCUUCUAUAGCGUCAUGGGAAAAAAAAAAAUAAGAUCCAUAUUCUGAAUAUUUGAUAGAAAUAGUGUCCAUUUCUUUUGUGGGAGUGAGAAGCAGUGUGAAUGUACAGUAACUAUGUAUGCUGGUUUCCAGUUCUUGUAUUUGAGCUGUGGUUCUUUGUAUUUGCUCCACAGCGUUAAAUAUAUACACUGAAUUAUCCCAGAAUAAAAAAAAAGUGCUUUUUUUUUUUUUUAUGUGACUUAAUACAAUGUGCUACUUCUUGUACACAGAACAAGCACACAGUUUGUUCAUAUCUGCCUGGACAAGGAUGUAGGUAUCUAACAAAUUUUAGAAUUCUUCUUUUGUUUUUCAAUAUACACAGUUUGUUUUGCUCUCUGAUGGGUCUACUGAGUCCCAUCAAAUCACCAGUAAUAAUUUAUUACAUUUUUUGCAUUUUGUUUUUGAACAGUGUGGUGAAACUUAACAAAAUAUACACUGUUGUUUGCCUAUGUACUUUUUGUUUUGUGUAAAGACAUUACAGUCACAUCUUGUAUUUUGCACAUGUAACAGAAUCUCCCUUUCAACAUUGAAGUCAUUUUAAAGCACUGAUUUAUUCUCUGUAUGAACUUUUCUUGAAGAUAUUUUAAUGCGUAAACAGGAAAAAAAGUUUACUAAAAACACAAUAUUUGUUAUAUUAAAGUGCAUUUUUUGUAAUCCAUAAUUCAGUAUAUGGAAUGUAGGAUGGGCAUGAAACACAAAACAAAGUUCUCUAUUUUUUAAAGUGCAUCUAAACCCUCAUUGAAAAAAAAGCCCAAAAAGUUAUUUUCCUUGUAUGUGAAUGUCUUUUUGUCUUCAGGCCCACAGUGUCUGUUUAAAAAGAAAAACAAACUUUAAAAGUGCCCCAGGCCACAUUUUGUGUCAGAGUGCUCUAAAUGAAGUGCUGUCACACUAAAUGAACGUUCCAAAGGUGGACCACGAAAGGAUGUGCUGGUUCAACAACUGCUGAUACAGUAAGCGUCAUCCUUUACUGCAAUCCUGAAACACCCCACUCGGGAUUGCCCACUACAGAUAUGAUUGGCAAGGCAUCCUGGAGAGAGAAUGGUUAGAUUUUUUGAUUCUUCAAUGUCAUGCAUGAGUCCACGCUCCUACUGGAAGGUGUGGCAAUGAGCAGCAGCGCUGUGUUUGGCACUAACAACUAAAAUUAUUCAAAUGUGAGUAAAUGUGCAUUUUUUUUUUCUAAUACAAUAAUGCUUUUUUGAGUUAAGUCAUUUCGUGGAAAUGGUACGGCUAGAGGGUUUAGUUGUACUUUGUCUUCUGCUUAGAAUGACUGAGUAAUGGGAUCCUAAGGCUGUAUGUAUUUUUAGUGCAUUUUGCAGAUUUGCGCUACAGUCCAUCUAACAUGGUUUCCUAUGGGUCACAUUCUGUAGUGCAAAAAGCACUAAAGAUGCAUAGGUGUGAAUCCAGCCUUAGUGCUACCAAAUUGUUGGCCUUUAGGUUGAUACUGGUCCAGAAUGACAACAUGACUUGGUCCAAAGACAAGAUCAGUGCCGAAUAAUAAUUCAUUCAGUGGGGCUGCAUUAAUACUGGGUAAGUUGGAAAAUACAGCCUGGUGAUGACUGCUAAUGAGCUGCAUUCAUUUGUUUUUGUGCAAAUGGGUAAAAUAAUUUGACUACAUGGCCCAAGCAACAAAAGGUGGGAUAGUUUGACCAUCCUAUUUUGGGAGCCUGGGCAGUGAUCCUGGUAUUUGCGCCAAGCUGCAGAAUUAUAAGUAGUCUGUUUAAUUUGGAGAUUGUGUAAGGGAAGAAAUUACGGUGAUGUCAGUGUUCAUAAAAUCAUUUGAGAAACAGCUGUUACUGGUUUAUGCAGUACCAUUGUUGACAGCUGGCAAUAAACUAUAUAUUUAACUUGG
Rana temporaria (common frog) is the source of this 3560-nucleotide messenger RNA. RefSeq names its product RAP2A, member of RAS oncogene family (gene RAP2A). The record is from RefSeq and is a predicted model, not a curated record. Lineage: Eukaryota; Metazoa; Chordata; Amphibia; Anura; Ranidae. Gene Ontology annotation, biological process: Rap protein signal transduction; negative regulation of cell migration. Bases 257 to 808 code for a protein of 183 amino acids. Gene Ontology annotation, cellular component: plasma membrane. The transcript is spliced from 2 exons. Gene Ontology annotation, molecular function: GDP binding; GTPase activity; GTP binding.